Messenger RNA from Menidia menidia (Atlantic silverside), 1139 nucleotides. The record is from the annotation of a GenBank genome assembly. Lineage: Eukaryota; Metazoa; Chordata; Actinopteri; Atheriniformes; Atherinopsidae.
UCAUUACAAACAGACAGGGACGCUCGUAGGAAGGGCAGACUUUGUCCUUCAGCUGAUGGGACGAGGCUUCACAAACAAACAGCCGGUCAGUAACCUGACUCUCAGAGGACCUCCUGAGUAACCAGAACUGAUCUGAGGUUGGAUUUGUCCCUCAAAAUUUCCCCCGAUGGAUCUGAUUCUGCUCCUCACGCUGAGCCUCUGCUGCCACGCAGCAGCCGGCAGGUACGUGUGGUCAGACAAACCAAAAAUUAUACUGGAUAGCCAUGAGAUCGAAGACGGAGAGUCACUGAAUGUGAGCUGCACGCUCCCGGUCGACUACCUCGGAGGGAGCUGCCGCCUCUUCAGAGGCCAAAACAAGGUGGCCUUCAGGUCCAUGACAGCCACUAGCUAUGUGUGUGACUUCUGCCUGUCGUCAGGGGAGCUGCUGGGGACACACGAGGUGGGCAGCACCGUCUCCAUCUACUGCGAUUACACGCUCCAGGAGUUUGUCUCAAAGUCCAGCGACAGGUCCAGCGUGACCGUCUGGGGUACUGGGCCCAGUCCCACCCUCUCAAUCAGCCGGUGCAUCAUAUCACGCCGCGAGAGCAUCGAGGUCACCUGCACACCUCCCGUGGACUUUGUAGACAAGUGUCACUUCUAUAAAAACGGGUAUUCCUUUAAGUGGGGCCCCUGCAGGAGAAACCUCACCGGGGAGGAGAUCGCCAUCUGGGAGAGGCCUUCCCCGCUGCUCUCUUUCAACUUGACGUGCACGUACGACCCCGACAUGCACCGCUCUAUCCGCUCCAGGCACAGCAACCAGCGGCAGCUUUCGGUAGCUGGUAAGAUCAGAGUAAAGCUGCCCCCUCUGCUGACUGUGAGGUGUCAGGGAAUCAUCACUAGAUUGGAGCGUUUGGAAAUGACUGCUGGACUGAUUGUUGGCGCCAAUGGAGGAAACAUCACCAUCAUGAUGACCAACAGCAGCCUGGGGCUCACAGCUGCAACCAGAAACAGCAUGAAAUGAGUCUGGGGAUAGUAUUUUUAACACAAAUACCCUAAAUAAUGCUCUCUGUAUUGAUGACACAUCUCUGUUUAUAACAAUAAAAAAAAAAAAUAUUUUCUGCUAUCUCAGAUGUUGGAGACAAUUGUCUUACACUUCCUAU